Penicillium macrosclerotiorum is the source of this 1098-nucleotide messenger RNA. RefSeq lists its product as uncharacterized. The transcript is spliced from 2 exons. Lineage: Eukaryota; Fungi; Ascomycota; Eurotiomycetes; Eurotiales; Aspergillaceae. The record is from RefSeq and is a predicted model, not a curated record. Bases 1 to 1098 code for a protein of 365 amino acids.
AUGGGUCUAAAGAUGGCUGAAUUUGAACUGCUCCCAGUCUCCUCCGAGUACUUCUCCACGAAGUACGAUCCCGCGACCCACUCCGACGCCCCGUUCCUCCCCUACUGGGCCCGCUGCCGCACCCAGUACGCCCAGAACCUGCUCGACUGCUCCGACGAGCCCAUCGAAUACGAUCACGACGACGAGGACUACAGCGACAAUUGCUUCUUUUUCCCCGAGGACUGCUCGUGGACACCGCCUAAGGAUUGGGUUGUCGAGGCGCACUGUGGAAGCAACCCCCCGGUCGACAUCACCGUCGUCACCGACAAUAUGAUUCCAGGUCUACCAGAUAUCAAGAUGCUGGACUCGGAGGCUCUGGGUGACUUGCUCGAGGAUAACCUCUCCCCGCCGGAGAUCACCACAAUGAUGUAUGAUCAGAUGCCGUGGGUGCUCAUCUGCGGGGCAAGAGCUAACCAAUUCUUUGUUACUUACAGUGUGUUUGCAACCAACGGCGCCGUGUUCGCCUACGCCUCAUCCCUUUCAUCGCGCCAGCUCCGCAACCUGAGCGCGACAUACGGCGCUGCGUACACAUGCUACGCGAAAAACGCCUCGAGUGGAAACCUUACAGGCGUGAACCCUGCCAGUCACCCAUCGUCCUACGUGACGGCGCAGUCGAUGUCGUUAGGCGACGUCGGCUCGAUCGUCUUCGAGCUGGAUGACUCCGUCGCCGUCGUUACCCGCAUUGCCGACAAAGUCCUCUUGGCCGCAGUAGGCCCGUCCAAACCCAACACGGAUGCAACAAACGGCGCCGAUCCCUCCCACCUCGGCGUGGAUGGUGUGGGGGACCUAAUAACAGGCAACGGUGCCACAUCAGAUGAGUCACAGGGCGACGGCCACCGCACACCAACAGCAGCUCCUCCCUCUCCCAACCCGCUUCCCCAGAACGGGAACCUCGACGCCCAGCAUGAGAUCGACCGGAGCGCCGACCUGGCGCGACUAGCCAGCUUAAACCUGUCUGCUUCGCCCUCCGUGCUCCUUGCGCUGGAAUCGAAGUGUGCCGCGCUAGGCCGGUUCCUGGGCCAGAAGCUGAAUGACUUAGAGAGCCCGGAGGAUUUUUGA